AUUUUGGAUAUGUGUACUCUAUACAAUCUCCAUGCGCGUAGAAUCAGUUUUGCACGAUUGCGCAACAAAAAUGCUUCUGCAAACACGAGAGAUCCAAAUAAAAAAUAUCUCACUUCCACACCGCUGGUCAUUGUUUUAUCAGAUUUUCAAGUGACUGUCGAUAAGGCUGCUGCGUGUGCCAGCGAUUCGACGAUUCUCGUUUUUCUGGCUGCCCAUAAUCAGUUAGCAAACUCAGUUUGUUAUCAACCAUUCAAUAGUGAACAUAGUCAGAAAUGGCGUCCGUGAAUCAAGGAAAAAUUCCUGAAUAUUUGAACGAGAAUCUGAUCAGAAAGUCGCUUGUCAAUGGCUUUCAAGAUGAAAGUGUUGCUGUGGAGAACUUCAACAUUACUCCCGCGACUUCGGCGGGUGAUAACUACAUGAGUGAUGUGUUUCGUGUUCGAGUGGAAUAUCGGACUAUUUCGAACGAGGAGGAGCCGUGUAAAAUUUCACUGAUCGUUAAGUGUAUGCCCGACGAUGGUUCUCGUGGCCAGAUGCUCAAGGAAUUAGAUCUGUAUGAAAAAGAAGCCGAAAUGUACCGAAGCGUGAUCCCAGAACUGUCCAAAAUAGCCGACAAUGAAUUUUUCAGCGCCAAACUUUUCUACGCCACACAAACCCCGGUGCGUAUGUUAUGGUUCCAAGAUCUUCGACCCCUGCAGUUCACUAUGGCUGUUCGCAAGACAGGAUUUGAUUUUGACCAUUGCGCCCUCGUCAUGAAAAAAAUUGGAAAAUUCCAUGCCGCGUCAAUGUUGUACGCCAAACAGAACAUGGCAAUGCUAGAAAAGCACUUCCACUUCCACUGGUACAACCCAGAUGUCGAGAGCAGGAGCAAGCUUCUCGAUGGUAUUCUGGAGAAAAACUACGCUGUGCUUCUCAAUGCCAUCGAACACGAUUGGGCGGAUUUCGAUCCAAAUUUGUUGGCGAAAAUGAAAGAGCUGUCACCGUUUUACGUGUCAAAGUUCGAGAAGUGCAUGACUCAAAAGUUCGACAACGGAUUCAAAGUGUUGAACCAUGGCGAUCUGUGGUGUAAUAAUAUGAUGUUUCGAUACGAUCCAGUUUCGCAUAAAGCAGAGGAGGUCAUCUUUCUGGAUUAUCAAACCAGCAACUACAACAGCCCCGGACUUGAUUUGAAUUAUUUCUUGUCAACCUGUUCCGGGCUGGAUGCUCGCGAUCGAAUCGAUGAACUGAUUGAAAUGUAUCACGGUGCACUCAGCGAUGCAUUGGCAUCAAUUGGAUACUCUCCGAUUCCAACGCUGGCUGAUGUUUAUCACGAGCUAGACAGAAUGGAAUUCCUAGCUCUGGUAUCGGUUUCAUCACUUCUACCCAUUGUCUUAAUGGAAGACACAGAUAUCUACGAACCCAGCUUCGACACUAUGGUAAACGAUGAUGAACUUUCGGAGAAAAGAAGAAAGAUACAGUUCAGCGGGAAGUUGUAUCGAACUAUCGCAAAACCGCUGCUGAAAAAAUAUGACGAAAAGAAGUUGUUCGAUGUUUAGAUAAUAUUAUCUAACCUUAACAAA
This is a messenger RNA of Toxorhynchites rutilus septentrionalis, 1556 nucleotides long. RefSeq lists its product as uncharacterized. The coding region runs from base 273 to 1532 and encodes 419 amino acids. The record is from RefSeq and is a predicted model, not a curated record. Lineage: Eukaryota; Metazoa; Arthropoda; Insecta; Diptera; Culicidae. The transcript is spliced from 3 exons.